GCGAAGGAAUCGCCAUAUUGAAAAUUUCUAUAAAUACCAUUGUAAUUUCCAUUCCCUAAAAUAGCACAAGUUGGAAGAUUUUGCCGAACCUCAUUUUACUGGACAGUAAAAAUAGAAGUGCUUGGAUAUUUUCGUUCAUCUCGUGGUUUUGUUUUGGUUCAGGCAUUUGGAAGACUACUUAGCACAAUGGGAAGAAAGAAGAUACAGAUUGUGCGCAUUAAUGAUGAACGUAAUAGACAGGUAACAUUCACAAAACGGAAAUUUGGCCUGAUGAAGAAAGCCUAUGAGCUGUCUGUAUUGUGUGAUUGCGAGAUUGCCCUUAUAAUCUUCACAAGCAACAAUAAACUAUAUCAGUAUGCAAGUUCUGAUAUGGACAAGGUCCUUCUCAAAUACACAGAAUACAACGACACUGUUGUCAGCCAGACAAACAAAGAUAUUGUGGAGCUUCUUAAUAAGAAGGAGAAUAAAGGAACUGAUCUGGAUGGGGAGGAUGAAGAUUUUCCACUGACACCACGGACUGAAGAAAGCUAUCGUCGAAUUGAUGAGCAGUAUGCACGUGCAAUGCAACAAAGCUCAGUCAAGAGUCUAACACCAUUUCAGAAUGCAGUUCCUGUCACUGUGCCUACUCAAUACUCUCAAGCUCAGGUCCCUGUGACAGGUGCAGGUUCGAACACUGUUGUAUUGUUGCAGCCACCACCAUCAACUGCAAAUUCUUCGAGUACCUCACCAAAUACUACAGGAAGCCACAUCAGCUCAAUGUCUUCGCGAGCAUCACCUCAGCCUCAGGGGACUAUGACUUCAAGAACAUCCCCAGUGCCUGUUGCACUACAUGAGGCUAUGCCUAUUUCAACAUCUUCAAAGAAACCAGGGCUCAAGGUCCUGAUUCCUGAUCGUGGAGGUGGUGGCAUUAUAAAUGCUUCAAGGGGUGCUGUGAGUACUGCUUUAGAAACCCCUGCCGUGUCAAUAGCAACACCAACUCAACAAGCUGCACCAAAUUCACAGCUGCAAAAUGCAGUUUUGACAGCAGGAGAUUUUCAGCUUGGAAGUGCAGAUUUGGCAGGAUUGUCACCUUUGGUGUAUCAGUGGAGUGCUCAAGGAGGACAGGGUCCACUGACAGCUGCUGUAUGUGCUGCAGGCUUGACGUUUACACCAAGUGGUUCUUUGUCAUUUUCCACUUCUGCUGGAGCCAUGCCAAUCUUAUCAGUAGCACCUCAAGCUGUCAAAGGAGUAACUCAGGGAGUAGUGAAGACUGAACCAGUCUCCCCAAAUCAUGAAAUCAACAGUACAGGAGCUACAACAGUAUCUACUGUUACAACAUCCUUAGAAGCAAGCAGUUCUGGGAGAUGUCAUGGUUCAUCCUCUCCACAGUCUCCAGAAUAUGAUGAAGAUGAAGAGGAUGAGGAUGAAGAAGAGGAUGAACCUCAAGAAAAAAGACUAAAGCUCAGAUCAGAUGACUGAGAGCAGUGUGGACACAAACUAACACAUAAUAAAGAACAGAAAAAACUGUUGUGCUACAAUUUGGUGAUUAUUAUUUGUAACUUAACUUUCAUCUUAAACUUUUGCUUUUAACUCCAUGACCAAAUCUAAAGCAGAAAACAACUAUGCAAUAUAUGAACAUGGGAUUUUUUUAAACUGGAGAUGACAUGAAGAAUGAAAUAAGAUCAAUUGCAAAACAGCAAUAAAUGCUUCUUAUUUUAUUAGUCAUUAAGUUUUCAUAGACAUCUAUAAUUAUAACCCUAAAACUUUAAUUUUUUUAUAUUCUUUGAUUCUUCCAAAACUUCAUAAUUCUCUUCUUUCUGCAUUUCCAUUACUUGAAACUGCAAACAAAAUAGAUUUAAGUCUGUCAGGUAGAAUCUUCUCAUUAGAAAUGUUUUAUAUUAGAAAUAACAAAAUAAGCUUACUUGUUUUCUGUGGUGCUGUAAUAUCGAGUUUAUUGUUGAAUUUCAUGCUAAAUAACUUUUUAAACUGUCAGUUUAAAGAUUUCAUCAAAAUCAUCAUAUUUUUUUCAUUUUCAUUGCAUUCUUGAAAUCUUGAUGGUCAUAAAUGCAUGAUUGAAGAUUUCUUUCUCAACCUUUUAUUUCUCUGUAACUAUUAGAGGGCUAUAUGUCAUUCUUGUUAAUAAUUUUUAACAUGUGAUUAUAAGGAUAACAAAAGUUAGUCUUUCACUUUUUUUGCCAUUUUUCCUCUCAAGCUUGUUGCAUUUUCUCUCAAAGGUAAUUGCAUUUUAUAUUUUAUUAAGCAUCUCAGAGGUUAACUUAAAUCAAAUGUGAAAUUAAUCUCAGAGUUGUUUGCAAGUUAGCAAAAGAUGCAGUUGUUAUUAGCUCUUUACAAAAGUGCAUAGUUAAUUUUUUUCAGUAAUGGUCAGUUCUCAUUCUCAGAAUGUACCUCAUUCUAUAAAAUCAUUUUGACAUUUGUAUAAUGUUCUAUCACCAAAUUAUGGACAUGCUCUUAACACUCAUCAAUUUACAGUAGAACAUGAACUAUAGAAAGUUCUAAAACAAUUGAAAACAUUGAAAGCUGUAAAUAAUAUGAAACAGUAAGUUGUGGCUUAAAAUGUAAGAUGUAUUUUGAACAA
Pomacea canaliculata is the source of this 2575-nucleotide messenger RNA. RefSeq names its product myocyte-specific enhancer factor 2C-like. Lineage: Eukaryota; Metazoa; Mollusca; Gastropoda; Architaenioglossa; Ampullariidae. Gene Ontology annotation, molecular function: DNA-binding transcription factor activity, RNA polymerase II-specific; protein dimerization activity; RNA polymerase II cis-regulatory region sequence-specific DNA binding. Bases 187 to 1458 code for a protein of 423 amino acids. The transcript is spliced from 9 exons. The record is from RefSeq and is a predicted model, not a curated record. Gene Ontology annotation, biological process: positive regulation of transcription by RNA polymerase II.